AUGAGUUCAAAGUCUACAACUUCAACCGACAAUAGUAGUGACAAUUCUAAUCGAAAUUUGGCGUCGUGUGCAGCUGGUAAUCGACUAAGCUCAUCUUCACAUCAUGUUCGACAUCAUUCGUAUGAUACAACAUCGAAUACACUUGCCGCCCAGAUCUUUCCACAGUCUCGAUCCAAUCGAAAAGAAAGUUUCCAUUCGAAAAUUCUACCAACACGUGGAUCCCAUCGACAUACAUCUUCGUACGCUCUUGAUCGAUCAACUCUUGCCGAUUUAAAUAGUAAUCAUUAUCAUCAACAUAACUAUUCAGCAUCACAAGAAAAUCUACGACAUUCCGAUACCGACUCAGCAACAUUUACGUCAGUUUCAUUAAAGAAUCCUGUUUCACCAAUAUCUAUACCAUCGACAACAACGACGGCUGUACCACCGAACUCCUUUCCGUCGUCAUUAUCCCAUACGAAUUGCAGAUCCUCGUGUUCGUCAUCCAAUUCUUCGGCAAUUCUCAAUCAUUUCAAUGUUCACAACGCUAAAUUAAUUGCUUUAUUACUCUUCUUUGCAUUACUUUUCUAUCAUGGAUCACUACGUUAUAUCAAAGGUGCUACAUCAUGUCAUCGUCUGUUGAACGAAGGCCGUAUUGAACGUUAUCAUGUCUGGCAGCCGACCGGUUGCAUGAUACAUUGGUAUGAUCUUCUUGAUUUCAACCAAUGUACACGUCUAAUCACGCAAUCAUCCUCCACAGUGGACAAAAGUCUUCUCGCCACACGGAAAGCAUUUAACAAUCGUAUUGAUCCAGGCGAAUGGCUGCGAACACGCAAACAAGAACAGCAACGGUUAAAACAAGAAAAACAAGACAAAACCAAGAUCAAUUUCUCGUAUACGUUCGUCGGUGAUGAACGUCUUUACAUGAUCUAUCGAACGUUUAUCAAUACCAUCAAAUAUCAUUCGAAUCUGUCUAGAAAAAAGCCAUCUGCGCGGCAAAAAGAAAAAGAUCAUAAACAACAUAAACAAUAUCCAAUUGUUUACAAGCACGAAAAGAAUCUAACGUACACAAAUGAGAAUUUCAUUCUACAAUACUAUUCGGUUCAAACAUUCAAUGAUUAUCUUUACAAUCUUUUGUACUCGUGGACAACAAACAGUUCGAUACGACCGCAUGUUCUAGUUCUCGGUCUUGGCUUGUACGACGGUUUACGUGAUAAUGCAAGUUUAGACACAAUGAAAUACUUCGAAGGUAAUCUAACGCGUAUCAAACAAAACUUGUUGACGAAUAUUAGUUUAACAACCACGAUCUUCUGGUUCGGACAACCACAUUUAGCUUUAAAUGAACAUUUAUUUCAUUUUUCUCAUCAUGCCUUUCAACAACAACAAAUUGAAUAUAUCAAUGAACUUAUCUCGAAACUAAACUCCUACAUCGAUCGAAUGAAUUCCAUUGCCAAACAUGUCUUCUAUCGUACGAACAUCUAUUGGCAUUCAUCCACAUUGUUAGAAGAGUAUUCAUCUCUAUCGAGCGAGAAUACUUUUCUCUACGAUGAUAAUAAUGAUCAAUACUUCGUUACAUACGAUCAAGAUGAUUACGACGAUGAUGAUACCGAAUCCGCACAUGAUACUGAACAUGAUGAUUCAACCCAAUCUUCAUCAUCGACCACGACGACAGCAUUUAUUCAAAAUCUUACAUCGUUGCUCUAUCUUGACUUCGAUGAUUCAUCAACAAACCAAACAGAAACGGUUUAUUAUUCUUACAUGCCAUUACGAAAAAAUCAUACGAUUUUGUCUACAGCGUUAAUCAAUAGUGGCAAAAUCUACGAAUUUUACAAACUAUCCUCGUUCACUCGACAUACGUGUGUUCAAAUUCUCUUAAAUGCACUGUGCAAUCCGUUGUUGUUGCCCGACGACGGUACAUGUUGUGCUCAAGUACCACCGUUAACACGUCUACAAUUUCUCCUCAGCCUCAUCUUAGGAUGUUCGAUAACAUUCUUCAUAAUCUACAUUGUUUAUCGUAUUCGAUCUGUCUUCAUUUUGAAACGUAAAAGUCAUGUUAAAUCAAAAUACGGUAAAUUAAUCCAUCAUGAUAAUCAACAUACGCAACAUCAUGAGAACAAUUCCAUGUCCAAUGGCCAUUGUCAUAUGAACGGAGCAUUUACUGAAGAAGGCGAUGAAGCUGACCAGCAGUUAUUGACACCGACAAUGAAUGGAGGUUGUCCGUCAAAUGAUUCACAUAGUAACAAUUCAAAUCAGAAUCAACUACCGAACGGGCUCGGUCGUCAUCGAUUUUUGAUACCGAAGUUUCUACACAAUCUUGGCAAAAAAUAUCGCAAACAUUUGCUACCUCCAUUGUUAUUGACAACAUCCAUCGCGACGCAGUCAUCGUCGUCAUCGUCGUCAUCAAAUGGAAAUCAUAACACAAAUUCUUCCUAUCCAUCGAGAUUCUACAAAAAGAAAAACUCGCUUUUUUACUUUCCUUUCUCGGAUUUGAAUAUUCUUCGUACAAGUGUGAAAUAUGCAUUUAUUCUUCUUUAUUUCUAUUUGGCUGAUCGUACAGAUUUUUUAAUGAAAGAAAAUUCUCAUUUUUCACGUAUUGCUUUUUUCUUACCAUUGACAUAUAUUGGUAUCCUCGGUAUCUUUUUCCACGAUAAGUACUUUCAAAAACCAACAUCAAAUCGUUCGUCCCCAAAUCAACAAUCAAUACCAACGAGUCCAAACUCAGCAGCAGCAUCGAUGUUUUCGUCAACAAACAACACCGACUACGAACAAAUUCAAUCACAUUCGGAUUCCAACGAUGAGAACGGUUCGAUUUCAACGAAUGGAAUUCAUAACAAUAAUGACAGCUUCCUAAACAAAGAACAGAUCAAUGAAAUGCGAGGCUGGAUGAUGGUCAUACUUUUAGCCUAUCAAAUGACCGACGCAUCAGGCAAAAGUCUUGUUCUAUCCAUGUUAAUUCAAUUAUUGAUUAGCGCUUACCUAUUUCUGUCAGCCUACAGUCAUUUUCAUUUUUACUGGACCACGGGAAACUAUCAAUUUCUACCAUUCAUACAAAUGCUAUUCAAAUACAAUUUCUUAACCAUAACAUUAUGUUUGUUAAUGAAUCGUCAUUACCAAUCGUACUAUUACCCACCAUUGAUAUCGUUCUACUUUUCGUUAAUGUAUUUCAUCUUGGCUUGUAUACCACCGCGCAUAUCAGCAGCAUCGGUCAAAGAAAAACCGAUACAUUUCGUGUAUCUGUUAGCAAAAUUUCUACUCAUGGGUAUUUCUGUGACAAUCUUAAGUAUGUCAGCAUAUCUGUUCGAGAAAAUCUUUACUUUUCGCUUUUGGAAUAACUUGUUCACCACUUCAACAAUCACAUCGUCACUCGCUGCUUACGUUCAACAACUAGAUCAAUCAGAUUUAUCCUACAACGGUCUUCAUCAAUUACAUUCAUUAUUGAUCCACGAUAAAAGUUCUUUAUAUUAUAACGAAUACAAUACUCUAUUAGAUUACAUAUCUGGUAGUGGUCAAGGUAUCGUCGGUCCGGUUUCCAUGAAUGGCAUAUCAUUAAAUGAUAAACAAUAUUUGUAUUCGAAUCUUCAUCGAUAUAAUAUGAAUUCGUCAGUUCAUUUGUAUUAUGAUCGAAAUGGAACAAUUAAUGAUUGGUAUCAUCGAUGGAAUCUUGAUCGUUAUACCGUUUUAUAUGGCAUGUGUUUUGCAUUUUUGAUAUUAUUUAUUGAAAACUAUGAUACGUAUAAAACUUUGGGAAUCAAACGUAAACAAUAUCAACAAUUAACGUCAAAAUUCAAGACAAUUUUUUGUCUAUUAAGUCUCUUGGGAUUGAUUAUUUAUUUUAUUGUUUUAUUUUUAUGUUCAAAUAAAGCAAUAUGUGAUGAAAUACAUCCUUACAUCAUCAUCCUACCCGUCGUAAGUUACAUUCUCAUACGAAAUAUUCCAACAUUUUUUCGUCAACAUUAUUCGCCAUUCUUUUCUUGGUUUGGAAACAUAUCCUUGGAAUUGUUUGUUACUCAAUAUCACAUCUGGCUGGUCGCCAAUGGUCACGGAACGUUAACGAUUAUUCCACGUAUGCCAACAUUAAAUUUAAUCAUAACAACAUUUAUUUUCGUUUGCUGUUGUCAUGAGCUUCAUCGCAUAACAAAUAUCUUAACACCUGUUUUCGUACCUAAUGAUUGUAAAUGUUUCAUACGAAAUUGUCUUCUCUAUCUGCUGAUUAUUGUUGUUUCAUCUGUUCUUAUCACUUCUGAUGACUUAGUUAGAAAAGACUCGUAUGUUGAUGACAAUGUACAGAUGGUAGCUGUUGAUACUUUUGGCAAAUAG
This is a messenger RNA of Adineta ricciae, 4293 nucleotides long. Lineage: Eukaryota; Metazoa; Rotifera; Eurotatoria; Adinetida; Adinetidae. The record is from the annotation of a GenBank genome assembly.